Messenger RNA from Tachyglossus aculeatus (Australian echidna), 1038 nucleotides. It is a transcript of the gene PTF1A, whose product is annotated as pancreas associated transcription factor 1a. Gene Ontology annotation, molecular function: protein dimerization activity; DNA-binding transcription factor activity, RNA polymerase II-specific; RNA polymerase II transcription regulatory region sequence-specific DNA binding. Gene Ontology annotation, biological process: developmental process; regulation of transcription by RNA polymerase II. Bases 29 to 940 code for a protein of 303 amino acids. The record is from RefSeq and is a predicted model, not a curated record. The transcript has 2 exons. Lineage: Eukaryota; Metazoa; Chordata; Mammalia; Monotremata; Tachyglossidae.
CAGACCCUCCCCGCCCCGCCCCGCCGGGAUGGACGCGAUGCUCCUGGACCACUUCCCCGGCGGGCUGGACGCCUUCCCGUCGCCCUACUUCGACGACGACGACUUCUUCACCGACCAAUCGUCCUCCCGGGACCCGCUGGAGGACGGCGACGAGCUGCUCCUGCUGCCGGGGGCCGAGGCGGCCCUGCUGUACCACCGCGGGCCCCACGACGGCAAGCGCCUCCCGUCCAACCCCGCGCCCGGCGGCCCCGACGGCGCGGCCUGCGGAGCGACCCCCUGCCUCGGCGGGGGCGCCUUCCCCCGCCCCCCCGGGGCCUCUCCGCCGCGGCCGCCGCCCCCACCACCCACCUCGGGCCCCGGGGGUCCGUCCCCCGGCGGCGGGCCCGGGGCCCCGGGGGCUCCGCGGCGGCGGCGGCGGGGCCGGUCCGAGGCGGAGCUGCAGCAGCUGCGGCAGGCGGCCAACGUGCGGGAGCGGCGGCGCAUGCAGUCCAUCAACGACGCCUUCGAGGGGCUGCGCUCGCACAUCCCCACGCUGCCCUACGAGAAGCGGCUGUCCAAGGUGGACACGCUGCGCCUCGCCAUCGGCUACAUCAACUUCCUCAGCGAGCUGGUCCGCGCCGACCUGCCCCUGCGCGGCAAGGGGGGCGCGACGGGGGCCGGGGCCGCCGGGGGCCCGGGCGCCGACGGCGCCGGGGGACAGGCCCGGAAGGUCAUCAUCUGCCACCGGGCCACCCGCUCCGCUUCUCCCAGCGACCCCGACUACGGGCUCCCGCCCCUGGCCGGUCACUCCCUUUCCUGGACGGACGAAAAGCAACUCAAGGAACAAAACAUCAUCCGCACGGCCAAAGUGUGGACUCCCGAGGACCCCAGGAAAGUCAACUGCAAACCCCCCUCGCUCAACAACAUCGAGAACGAGCCGCCCCUGCCCUGCGCGACUUGAGAACGGUGGGGCGGGGCCGGACCCCUCGGUCCUCGGCUUGCGGGUGUGGGGCCAGUGUGAGUUGCGGAUGUGUGUGUGUGUGUGUGUGUGUGUGAGAG